AUGAACACGUCUCUUCUUUCUGGCGGCAAUGAUACAAUGUCGGACAACUUGUCUACUACAGGGAACACCGUAGCCUGUGUGAUCCUGGGUCUGUGUUUUCUGGUUGGCACACCUGGUAACCUGCUGGUGGUAUGGACCAUUUUGAAGUAUGUGAAACAGCGCUCGCAUACUGUUCAGCUCAUCAUUCAUCUAGCAGUCGCAGACCUUCUGGUGCUGAUCACACUUCCUCUAUGGAUCUACUCAUUGGCUCAUUCCUGGGUGUUUGGUGAGGCUGCAUGCAAAGCCAUGGCAUACAUGAUCAAUGUUUGCAUGUACAGCAGCGUCUUUCUCAUCACCAUAAUGAGCGUGGAACGUUUUCUGGCUGUCAGGUACCCCUUAAAGAUGCUAUAUUGGCAAAAUCGGACAUCCUUGUCGAAAAUUCUGGCAGUGACCUGGAUCCUGUCAUUCGUCUUGGGAAUCCCAGUUAUCCUGACACAAUACGUAGAUGAAGAUGAUGGAGGGAAACACUUCAUGUACCGAUAUUACAGCUCUGUGUUUUUUGAAGUUUUCUGUUUGUGUUUAGAGACUGUGCUUGGGUUUAUUAUUCCCUUUAUCAUCCUUGCAAUCUGCUACUGCCAGGUUGCCACACAACUCCGAAAGGUCCGAUUUAGGAAUAAACGGAAAUCUGUCUUCCUGAUUGGUGGAGUGGUAGUAGCCUUCAUUUUGUGUUGGUUACCUUAUCACACUCUCAAUAUCAAAGAGAUGGUGCAUAUUCUAGUACGCAAAUCAGAUGAACAGUCCCAUAUCAUAGAUGGUGCUGUUUUCAUUUCCGGAGCUCUGGCUUUUAUUAGUAGUUCAGUGAACCCUGUGCUAUAUGUGUUUGCUUCCAAAAACUUCCAUGGAAAUCUAAGGAAGUCAGGAAUAGUGAGGCUAUUUCAAGAUUUAGCAUCCCAAACUCCCCAAUCAAAAGAUGACUUUUUACAGGAUCCUGGACUGCAGCAUGACGAAAACCUGAAAGAUCCUAAUGCUAGUGAACAUAAGGAGCUCACGGAUUGUUGUUAGACA
Molecule: messenger RNA, 1044 nt
Organism: Paramisgurnus dabryanus
Lineage: Eukaryota; Metazoa; Chordata; Actinopteri; Cypriniformes; Cobitidae
Product: leukotriene B4 receptor 1
Biological process (GO): G protein-coupled receptor signaling pathway; cell chemotaxis; immune response
Cellular component (GO): membrane; external side of plasma membrane
Molecular function (GO): C-C chemokine receptor activity; C-C chemokine binding
Source: RefSeq, a predicted model, not a curated record